Messenger RNA from Funneliformis caledonium, 132 nucleotides. The record is from the annotation of a GenBank genome assembly. NCBI's taxonomy places the organism in Eukaryota, Fungi, Glomeromycota, Glomeromycetes, Glomerales, Glomeraceae.
UGUGGCUGAGGAAAACGCUCAGAAUGAACUAGAGUUUGAGGCUAUUUCAUUAGGAUCAAAUAAUCUUAAAGCUAAAAUUUAUGAGAUCCGAGUGAGGCACUCAGCAACAAAUACGGAAAUGAUAAUAAAAAG